AUGUCUAAGACUGAUAAAAUACUAACCUCCAAAUAUCUGGAUUGGCAUGCCAAAUUAAGUGGGUUACCAAGUGUUUUGACGGAUAAGAUCUGGUCUAAUUUAUACAAAAAAUAUAAAAAAGAAACUGGGCAUGAGCCAUGGCAAUUAUCAGAAGAUCGCCUUCUCAUAAAUUCGAAGCCAGAAAAUAAAGUAUCCUAUUUAUCUUCUUCUGAGCAAUGUGAAGAAAAAGGGUCUAUUACUUUUGAAGCCAAACUUGAUCCAGAAUUAAUUAUCAAAUCCGUCUUAGAGUACUUCCCAUACUUGAAAUUCGGAAAUAAUUUCAGAGGGAUUGAUAAUUAUGAUUUUACAUCACUUCAGCCGUAG
This is a messenger RNA of Rhizophagus irregularis DAOM 181602=DAOM 197198, 363 nucleotides long. RefSeq lists its product as uncharacterized. Lineage: Eukaryota; Fungi; Glomeromycota; Glomeromycetes; Glomerales; Glomeraceae. The record is from RefSeq and is a predicted model, not a curated record.